Messenger RNA from Patella vulgata (common limpet), 3000 nucleotides. RefSeq lists its product as uncharacterized. The transcript is spliced from 6 exons. The coding region runs from base 106 to 753 and encodes 215 amino acids. The record is from RefSeq and is a predicted model, not a curated record. NCBI's taxonomy places the organism in Eukaryota, Metazoa, Mollusca, Gastropoda, Patellidae.
UUCCGUAACAUUAAUCACGUGUUAAUAAAAGUCCAAACUUCCGGUUUUUGUGUUGCUCUACUUUUUUCUGAAGUAAAUAAGAAGAAACGCGUUUUGAAAGAAGAGAUGAGUAUACAGUACCAGAGACAAUAUGAUGAUGAGAUAACUACAGAUGAUGAUCCAAAUUACAGACAUGAUCUAUCCACCACUCCUCAAGCUUUACCAAAAGUUAUUGGUAUAUUCCAGGUUAUCAGUGGUCUCAUUACAGCAUUUCUAGGUACCAUGGAAGUGUUUAUUAUUCCUUUAACAUCAGGAGAAAAUGAUUUUAUCACACUAGACAAACAGAAUUGUUUUGGUGCUGGAAUACUUGCAGGAACUUUGAUGGUGUUAACAGGUAGUACAGCUAUAAGGGCUACGAUCAGUAAUAGAGAAACAACAAUGGCACGGUUUUAUAAUUUGACAAUAAUAACAUUUCUGUUAUAUAUGUGUGUAACAAUAUUGUUAAUAGUAGGGUAUGGUAUUGGCUGGACAACGCCUGAUAAAUAUCCUCCGAAGAGUCAUGUACGAGAAUUACAUAUAUAUGUCACAGUCAGUACCAUGUUUGGGUUAUUAUUUGCCAUGACGGCUCUUGUAAAAUAUUUUAACAUUGUAUUUGGCAAAAGAGUAAGGUUAGCACAGAGAUGGCUGGCAUGUUGUUGUUGUUGUCCGAAAAAUAAAAAUCCAGAUGUUAUUCAACAGACGAGACAAACAACAGAUGCGAACUACUUAAUGUAGAAAGGAAGAGAGAUUGAAGAGUUUCCAGAACUUUUAUCCAGAGAAUAUUUCUCCUUUUUUGAACAUGGAAUCCGAAUGAUUAUUAUAUAUGAUACUGCUGUUGAGACAGUGCUUGGGGAUAAAAAAAAACUCACAGUGUAUGACAGGUUUGACACAGUAGUGCAAACAAAAACAAAGUUGGAACUAAUGUCGUUGCUGUGAGAAACCCCCUCAUGGUUAUGUCAUAUGGGGGAGAAUUACCUCGCAUGUGGCGUGGCAUCAGUGAAUAUACAUCAUGCUGCACAUACUACUGAAAUUACUCCAGUCUUGAGUUUGAGCUGUUUACUUCGAACUAUGAACUAUGCCCCUCGUACACAAAUAUUGUAAAUAUAUGGUAUAUCAAGGUUCUGAACCCUCUAGAGGCAACAAUUUUCAUCUGGUUUAGAUGAAACUUGAAAUACAGGUUUAUAACCCAAAGAUCUUGGGUUUUUUUGAUAUUCGCUCAUAUCAUAUUGUAACUUCCUGGAUUUUGGCCCCAGAUUGUUAAAAAAAAUCGCAUUUUUAGCUUGUGGACCUGCUAGACGUGACAAUUUGUAUACAGUUUCAAAAAACUUUAAAAUAUAUCACCGUUACACAUCAAUGAAGGUUUAGUUCAAAUUUUGUCAAAAUCUGACCGAAACUGCAGGACAAAAUGGCCGCACCUUGUACGCAAAUAGUGUAAAAGUAUGAAUACCAAGGUUGUGGACACUCUAGAGGUCAAAUUUUUUAUCAAAUUUUGAUGAAAUUUGAAAUGUAUGAUUAUAAUCCAAAGGUCUUGGUUCCUUUCGAUAUUUGCAUAUUUCAAACUAUAACAUCCUGGAUUAUGACCCCUGAUCAUAUGCAAAAUCGCUUUUUUUUUUUAAUUUGUUCUCUAUCCAUCUCUUGUAAAAUGUAAGAGAUUUUAAAAUGUAUAUUGUUGAGUAGUAUCUUGCCAUGAGUAUGAUAUAAAUGCCAUUAUACAAGUAAAUCAUUAAAAUUUGAUAAUUUCUACCAUGAGCUCCCCUUGACUUAUUCUUUGUCAAAUGUAUUUAUAAUCCAAUGCUCAUUUUCUGUGGGGGGGUUGGAUAGCCGAAUGGUUAGCACGCGCGCGCUGUAUCAUACGGCCUGUCAUUUAGUCAACUGGCGUGGUUUCGAAUCCCCGGUUGUACGUGACAAGGAGUAGGGUCGCCUGUCCAACCUCGUGGGUUUUCUCCGGGUCCUCCGGUUUCCUCCCACUGCUAAAGACCCCUACGCGCAAGCGAAUUAUUGAAAUAAAAUUAAACCAUAUGUUAGUCCCGAAAUGACCUAGUUUGUGUCGAGUGGACGUUAAACCCCAUUUCUCUCUCUCUCUCAUUUUCUGUGUAUGUUUGUAGCCUGGCAACCCUGCUGGUAUUUUUCUUGUAGUCGGUGGUAAUAUAAAUUUACAUUAAGUUUUUCAUUUCUUACCUAUAGAGAUUACUUCAAUCACACUUUUAUACUAUGUAUGUUAACUUUAUAGCUUUAAGAAAAAAUUGAAAUUUGUUAAAAUGAUUGAUUAAAAUGUUUCUAGAUUUUUGUAUGUACUAACAAUGAUAAAUCAUAUAAUUUAGCCUACAAGAUUUAUAAUAUAUGAUAUGAUGGGUAUAAGUAAUUUGCACAGAAAAUGUAGACGAAGCAGGAGAGAUGUAUAACAUAACUUGAUUUCAUGUAUAUCCCUAAAUCGUUAUUUAAUAAAAAUUUGUUAGUUAAAAAAACAAUUUUAUUCUUGGCCGAUAUUUUUUUAUUGCAAAAAGGUGUCCAAUUUCUAGAAAAAGGAUAACUUUUUUUGUUUACUUUUGUGGUAUAGUUUACUAAAAAAAAAACUAUGUCUAUAACCCACUCCCAGAAAAUAAUCUCACACCUGUGGAUAAACUUCUUAAUCCUAUCCACUGUGAUUUAUUGUUAUAAAGGACACAAAUAGAAGUCUUGUCGCUUAUUGGCCCAGUUUAUGUAAAUAUGGCGCCUGACAUAACCCCUUCUUAGUGGAAAUUAUUUCAAAUCCAGGCAAAAUAAAGACUGAGAGAUUACUUGAGACAUCACCAAAAUAAAUUAAUAACUGUUUAUUGCACAUUUGUUUGAUGAUUACUAUAAUUCUCACCUUGAUAAUCCUCUUUAUUUAUUUUUAUAUUGUUUUGUAAAUAUAUAUAUUAUGUUUGAAUUGUUAUUAUUGUAUAUACGAAGAUUUGAAAUUAAAAAUAUAGAAAACUGAUAAUAAAAGUUUGUUACUGUGAA